CCCGAACGAAAGCGAUGUAAAUAACGAUGUUCGCGAAUUGUAAACAUGGCCUACUAUUAAGUUUAAAAAAAGAACAUAUACAAAGUUGUUAACGCUUGUAAUUUGUGUAUGUUAAAACAUAUUCAUACAUUGAAAAGGCAUCUUUGAAAGUUUUUCAAAAUGAGGAGUGAUCAUGUAAACAGUAGGAUCUUGUUGAAGAUUGAAGAACUUGUAAAACCAUUGAACAAGUUGCCAAAAGCCUGGAAUGAUCAUCUAGCAAAGCACCUGGAUGAGUACAUGGAGUGUAUUGAGCAGCUGUCAAGAGAUGAAAGUCUUGGUCUGACUGCCAUUAAUUUUGUUCAAGCAGGCCUUAUGGUUGAGAACACCACCAAGGUAUAUGCUUUAAAUGUGGACUAUUUGUGGCAGUUCAUGACACAAGUAUUGGAGGUUUUAAGAAUGAACAAUUCAAAUAACAAUAAUAAAAGGAGAUCAGAAGCUUCUGUGGAAACACCAGAGAGUUCUGAAAAAUAUUCUAGAAGGAAGAAACGAGCUGUUUGUGAAGACUUUGAAGAGAUUAUUCCUAAUGUCAUUGAUCCUGAUAUGAAAACAGAAGAAAGAAAUGAACCCAUUAAACCACUGCCUCUCCAGCGACACAUUAUUGCGAAAACAGACUGGAAGAGGCAGAAACACAGUUAUCAUAUUUAUGAUGUGGAGGGAGACACAGUAGUAUCAACAGAUUAUAGUGUGAUGUUGCAAACUUCAAGACAGGGGAAGUUACAGUUAAAUAUGCUGAAGGAAAUCACCAGAGAAUGCAGUGAGGAAGAACACAUUCGGCCGGAGAAUUUUGGUGAACUGAUUCAUGUCUUGGAGUUGCUGGUACAGGAGCUUAGCCAAAGUGAUGCAGGUUGUAGUACAAAUGAAGAUGAAGAUAAUGAUUUAGCUGAGGAGACAGAGUUGACACCUGAUGGGAUCUUCAAUCUACCCUCACUAGAAGCCCCAACUGAACAUGAUUCUGUUGAACCACCAGAACAUCCAACACUCUCAUCUUUGCCAGUAACUCCACCCCCUUCUCCAGAACCAAUAAAGAGAUCAGCAUCUGACUUAGAGACACCCGAAGGAAUCAAAAGAUCAAUAUCAGAUGCUGAGUCAGAGAAAGAAGUGUGUGCUGCUGGGCUGUCUGCAAGAAGACAAGGUAAGAGGGAACAUCUUGUGACAGUCCCGUGUGACCCAUGGGAGCCUGAACGGGGUACACGAGAGAGGCCACUGAAGAGGAAACAGGCUUUCAAGCUGCCCUGUGACAUCAGGUUGCUCAAACCAGACGAGAAGAAACGUAAGUCUGGACAUGAAGAGAAAGUGAAAUUGAUGGUGGAGUACAAUGGAACUAAAAUGCUGUGCACGUAUGUGAUCCAUUCGUGUUUUCCAUUAUAUCCAGACUUCAAGCAGUUUUGUCUUCAGGAAAUAAAACAAAAGACUUUGCUCUUACAGAAUCAACCAAAACUCUAUAGUGUCAGAGCUCUGGAAGAGCUUCAUCAUCAUCUGUCAAAGGAGUGUGAUGAAGAUUUUUUUGGUUUUGAAGAUUAUGAGCCUGAAUUUGGGGAAGAAGAAGGGUUUCGUGGUUUUCCUGAGGAAGAAGAACCAGAAGACGAUGAGAAUAAUGAAAAUUAUGCCACAGAUCCAGACAGCACUGCCACCCAAUUCUUGGUGAACGAGUCUCAUGAGAAUGCAGCACAUCCUCCUUCUAGUAAAGACAUUCUGUUUGAAAAUAAUGUGUUUGGUCAGACAGACAGCAGUGAAGAUAUCAACCUUUUUCAGGAGCAGAUGGAAGCAGACAUUGCCAGACGGGUGGCUGAGUGGGAAAAGUAUAUUCGCCCCAAGUUGAAAGUUGCGCAUGACAGAGGUCACUUUGACAUCCAUAGUGUCGGAACAGAAAUACUGAGUUCAUUUCCACAAAGUUCUGCAAAAGUUACAUUGCGGUUUGAACAAUUUGCAGCAGACAAACCAAGAGAAGACAUCCCACGUUAUUUCUUAGCAGCUCUCCAGCUUGCAAACACAUCUAACAUUGAAAUCUCACAAUCAACACCUGGACACCUGUCCAUGGACUGCAUGGAAAUGACAUUACUUUCACCUGUAAGACACCAUGAGGCCCUUGAAGAUUAUAAAGCCCCAUCACAGGGUGAUAGACGUAAGCGUUUCAUCAGUCGAGCUGGAGUAUGUGACAGUGACAGUGAUGGGGACAGUAUAGCCAGUAGCAGUACAUGUAGACACAAGCGCAACAAGAGAUGAAAUGUGAAAAGUACCAAAUAUUCUGUUUCACUCAGGGCUCAGGUAUAAGCCACGUUAAAUUAUUUUUUCAACAAACUUAUAAGAUGUGGCUAUGGAACACAUGUGAUGUGCAGUUGAACUGUGUAGAAUAUGACAAGUGUCUGGUCCUGCAAGCAAGCAAGAUGGAAGAAUAGACAUUAGUAUAUGAUAGCUGGGACAGACAUUUAAUCACUGUGCAAUAUCGUAUUGGAGUCCCUUUCCAAACUCGCUCAUUUUGAAGGCUCUUCAGAGGGAAUGGUUAUAUGUGGUUCAUGUGAUUUUAGGGUUUUUAUUUAACCCAGAUGGGUAGAAUAUUUUAUGAUAAAUUUUAUACACGCAGAAUUGUGAUUUCUCUAUGUACCAUAUUUUAAAUGUUUCUACUUUGUAUUUCUUUUGUAUGUGUAUCCUUUUUCACCACAUGUAAUUUCCUUUUGUUUUCUUACUUAAUUUUCAGCAGAGUUUGUAUGUUCAGAUAAAGAGACUACACAGUCUCCAGUCUUCUGAAGAGCAUAUUACCAUUUGGUGCAUAGUUGCUGAAUGGAAGAGGAAAGAGGAGUGUAUUGCAUGAGCUGGGCAAGUAACAAGUUAGGAACACUGUACAUAGCAUAACAGUUCUGUUGUGUUCAUCAGUAUUUCUUUCACCUUUACAAAUGGUGUCAGUGACAUGAUUUGGGAUUUUCCGAUGUGGUUGACUCUUGGAUGCCUAACUGGGUGAUUAUGUAGGUAUUGGGUAUUCCCCCCAUGUGAUUUCAUGGGGACUUGUAUGGCUGAGAAUUCCCUGCCCAGUCACUUCCAUAUACAGAAAUGUAUGUCAUUUCUUGUGUAAGAGCCUAUUACUUUCCAAUUUUAACAAAAUUUGAGUAAAAUUCCCCAAAAUAAAAUUUUAUGAAUGUGGCAAAUCUCCAGUUUUUUUAGCGUAAUUAAUAGUAGCUGUGCAAUGUGAUGUACUCUGAUACCCAGAACUCAAACACGUUUCAAAACUCUGUAACAAAUUCUAUGAGGUAUCAUGUUUACCUUCUUUUGUUUUAAGAAUGCUCAUAAUAUCCCUGGUAUUAGUUUGUAAUACAGUGAAACCUCUA
Molecule: messenger RNA, 3359 nt
Organism: Zootermopsis nevadensis
Lineage: Eukaryota; Metazoa; Arthropoda; Insecta; Blattodea; Termopsidae
Gene: Cap-H2
Product: Chromosome associated protein H2
Biological process (GO): mitotic sister chromatid separation; meiotic chromosome condensation
Cellular component (GO): condensin complex; nucleus
Molecular function (GO): chromatin binding
Source: RefSeq, a predicted model, not a curated record